Molecule: messenger RNA, 899 nt
Organism: Pseudomassariella vexata
Lineage: Eukaryota; Fungi; Ascomycota; Sordariomycetes; Amphisphaeriales; Pseudomassariaceae
Exons: 1
Coding region: 237-788 (183 amino acids)
Source: RefSeq, a predicted model, not a curated record
GCCUCCUUUCCAGGAACCCAUUGGUGGACCAGAAUAUACAUGUAGUCUUCCGCUGCUGCUGUUGAAGGUCCAUCCCAAACCGCCAACAACACAACUCUCGGCCUAACUUACAGUCGUAUCAGCUCCCAGUCCCAACCAAUUUCGUCAAUACGUACAUACAUACAUCACGGCGGCGCUACCUCGUGCUCCCCAGUCAAUGCGGCUCUCAGCUUCGAGAUCUACCAGCAUAGUCUCUUAUGUUGUAUAGGAGCGUAGAAGGGAUGCACAACAUGAUCGGAUCAUCUGGCAUGGACCAGGAUAGCCAUCUUGCCCAUGACAGCAACAUGUACUCCAACGAUCAAUGGUCUGAUAUGAGCGCUUACAACCAGAUGGCCAUGUCGGGCUACGGGGGAGAAUACUACAUGCCGCCCGUAACUCACGGACUGCCUCCUGAGUCCAUCGGUAACCACAUGCCACCUCCACCAGUCCCUCAACCGAUACAGCAUCACCAUGCGCAGUACUCAAACCAGCUGCCUCCGCCGUUGAUUAUUCCCACGCAGAGGAGCCAAGUACCAUGGCCCAGUCUUCAGACAAAUCCAUCGCAGAACUACUCGGCGCCGCCGGUCGCCAUUCCACCGCAGUCGGCGCCAUCCCAGAGACAACAGCCCAAAUUGCCAACUUUGACGACGUCGCAGCCCAGGAAGACUCUGACAGACGACGACCGCAGGAGAAUGUGCCAGUUUGCCGAAGACAACCCCACCGUAAAACAGACAGAGAUCGGACAGAGAUUUGGUGUAGAACGCAGGUAAGUCAAGACUGGGUCUGUGGAAGAUUGGCUCGAGUAUUCUGAUGCUGGUGUUAGUACGGUGUCCAAGGUUCUCCGGAAAAAAGAGCUGUAUCUUUACCAGGAUCAGGAGCGC